CAGUUGGCAAACCUAUAGAGAGGAGUGUAUUUAUAUUUAAGAUAUUUUGUAAACUCUGGUUCAAGAUGAAUAUACUUGGUCUGAUUGAAGUGUCCAACACAUUGUUGUUUGUCGUCUGUAUUAUAGUGGCACUAUACAUCUACCUAACAUGGACUCACAGUAUCUGGUCUUCCCAAGGAAUAAAGGGACCUACCCCUUAUCCAGUAAUAGGGACAUUAUUACAAAACCUAAAAAUGGGGCUUCCUAUGGGAGAUAAAGCAAUUUAUGACAAGUUUGCAGAUGAAAAAGUUGUUGGAUUGUAUGAUGGUAGGAAACCAAACCUGAUGGUAAAAGAUGCAGAACUAUUGAAGAAGGUUCUUGUAAAGGAUUUCCAAUAUUUCAUCAAUAGAAGGGAUAUGGGUGGUCUUGAAUUAGGAAAAGAAUUCAAGAGGAUGCUUACAGGUCUUAAGAAUGAUGAAUGGAAAACUGCUAGGAGCAUUAUUAGUCCAACAUUUAGCAGUGGCAAAAUUAAACGAAUGGUGGCACAAAUCAAUGCAAGUAACAAUGGUUUGCUAAAAGUAUUGGAGGAAAAAGCGGCUGCUGAUGAGAUGUUUGAAAUAAAACAGAACCUAGCUGACUGUACCAUGAAUAUGAUUGCAUCUGUCGCCUUUGGAAUCAAGAUGGAUGGAGACAGUGAAUCUGAUAAGGAACUCAGGGAACAAUUUGCAACGAUUUCUGGCAGAUUCAGCAAUAUACCUAAAAGAAGGAUCUUUGUAAUAAUAGUGGCAUCCAUACUGCCAGUUUUUAAUCCUAUCAUAAACUAUUUUAAAUUGGCUCACAUGGAGGAUGGCACUGUUGAAUUCUAUAAAGAAAUCCUUGAACAGGCCAUGGCAAACAGACAGAGUGACACAAGCAAACAUACAGACUUCUUACAGUUGAUGAUAAAGGCACAGUCUGAGGUUGAUGAUGCUAAAAGUUUCACAAAUGAUGACAUCCUUGGAAACUCGAUGUUAUUUUUCCUGGCUGGUUAUGAGACAGUGUCUACUACUUUGAUGUGGGUGAUAUAUAACAUGUCAAUUCAUCAGGAGGAACAAGAAAAGGUUUAUGAAGAGGUCAUGGAGGCAGUAGGUAAUGAGGAUGAGUUAACGUAUGACAUGUUGUCCCAAAUGACCUACUUAGAGAUGUUCAUAGAGGAGUCAAUGAGGAUCUUUCCACCAGCUUCCAUAUUAGAAAGGGCAGUAAAUGAAGAUGUGACAAUAGAUGGUAUUAAUUUCCCCAAGAAUGCAACAGUCACAGUUCCAGUUAUUGCACUACACCAUGACCCUAAGAUCUGGCCAGAACCAAAAAAGUUUAUUCCUGAAAGAUUCACAGCAGAGGAAAAGGCAAAGCGCAACCCAUAUUACUACCAGCCAUUUGGACUUGGACCUAGGAAUUGUGUUGCCAUGAGACUGGCUCAGACUGAGGUUAAAUUGUGCAUAGCAAAGAUGGUUAAAAGUUUCAAGAUCCUCCCAUGUGAAAAAACUGAGGAUCCAAUUGAGAUAGUGAAGAGUGGGGCAAUGCAUCCUAAGAAUGGAAUGUUUAUCAAAGUCGCUAAACGGUAAAGACAGUAAUGACGAAGCUAUGCAUAGGGACAUUAUAACAUUCUUCUUAUC
Owenia fusiformis is the source of this 1631-nucleotide messenger RNA. Lineage: Eukaryota; Metazoa; Annelida; Polychaeta; Sabellida; Oweniidae. The record is from the annotation of a GenBank genome assembly.